This is a messenger RNA of Neolamprologus brichardi, 6787 nucleotides long. NCBI's taxonomy places the organism in Eukaryota, Metazoa, Chordata, Actinopteri, Cichliformes, Cichlidae. The record is from RefSeq and is a predicted model, not a curated record.
UGUGAAGGUGACCACAAGACCAUUGCGAAAGCCAUAAAAGACAGAGUUUCUCUAAUCAAUCUUAAGAGGGCUCAGCGGAAGCAGGUCAGAGAAGAUCAGGAGAAGAGAAGGCUUGAAGAAGAACAGCAAUCACAGCAAACAGGCCAACAGUCUGGCAUGGAGGCGACUCAGUCACAGCCCGUUUCACAGCAUGCAUCUUACAUGCCUCCACAGCCUAACCAACACAGCUCACAGAUGUCUGUCCAACCGGCAGCUCAACAGGGCCUUCAGACGUCUAACUACAACACUCCUCAAUCGCAGGGCGUUUCUUAUGUUCCCCAGACAACUGGGCAAAUCCCAGUACAGAAUCAGAGCUUAGCUGCUGUUCAGCCAGAGUCCGAAGAGCCAGAGAGUGACCAGCAGCUGCAGCACACUGGAGGUGCUUGGGACAUGGGAGAUAGACUAGCAGGUUCCUCUGUUGUUACUGAGGCUCAGCCCUCUCAGUCUGGAGUAUCCUACAGCUCUUCCACUAGUCAGACACAGAGUGAUCCAAUUCAGCAACAGCAGCUGGCAGUGGGUGGUCAGUCUGAAGUUGUUCCUGUUCCAAAUGCCAACCAGUCCGUCCCAGUGACACCUGCACAGUAUGGAGUUUACUACCAAUCAUCGCUCCCCCCUCAGAUUCCCUCUCAACAAUCGACAAUGGCCCCAUCUUCUCACCCGCAGCAGCAGUCAGAGAGCACCAGUGCUCCACAGAGCUCUCUACAAUCACAGGCACAGACAGGAGCUCAGCAUUUACAGUCUUGGCCCAAUGAUCCAAGUACUCCUACCCUGUCUCCACCACUCAACGCAGAGCACCUAUACUUCCUCUAUCAGGCCUCAUGCCUUUCUGUUGUGCAGGCUCCUGUGAGUGUUCCUCAGUCCACACCAGUGGAGCAGCCAGUGGGAUCUUCUUCCCUAGCACCACCGUCUGUAGAUAGCUGUCCGUCAGAUGCAGCUUCAGGUCUUAGUGAUGGCAAUGAUGGUUCUACAUCAGGAGGCCGCCAUGAGGGCCGUUCGCUGAAGCGGCAACAGCGGCGAUCUGUACGCAGUCGCUCUCGCCAUGAGAAGACGGCAAAGGCCAAGCUAAAUGUUCUUAGUAUCUCUAAUAUGGGAGACAGAGUAGCAGAGUGCCAGCUGGAAACACACAACAGGAAGAUGGUGACCUUCAGAUUUGAUCUUGAUGGAGAUAAUCCAGAAGAAAUUGCCCAGAUUAUGGUUGAAAGUGAGUUCAUCUUGGAGACUGAGCGAGAAUCAUUCAUUGACCAUAUCCGUGAGGUCAUAGAAAUGGCUGAUGAGAAAGGAGAGCGCAUGAAGGACAGCUUUCCUCAGAUGAGCGACCUUCAACAACAACCUGAGUUGUCUGUUCCCAUGCUACCAGGUAUUUCCCCCAGCACUACAGCCCAGGUGGUGCAUUCAGCAGGACGUAGGUUUAUCGUCAGCCCAGUGCCAGAGUCUCGACUCAGAGAACAGUUCUUUGGAGGCGCUUCAACCAAUACCUCAGUUGGAGAAGAGCCUGCUACAGCUCCUUUGGUGUCAUUGGGCCUGUCUCUCUCUGCUCCAUCAGCAACUCUCCAGCAGGCCUUUAAUGAAGUAAAGCAGACUCGUAUUCAGAAAGGCAAAACAUUUGAUGCCUCUGCUGCUGAGCAAGAAUCAGUCACUCCCCACUCCGAGGCUGUCCCAAGCUCUAACAAUAUCACGACUUCUGUCGAGUCUGUAGCUUCCACCUCAACUCCCACAUUUCCUUCUCUGAAGUCUGGUGCAGCAUCCUCGCCACCUUCGUCAGCUUCACCUGGGAGGGUUUCCCCUACACCAGUGUCUGUGCCACCCCAAACUGCUGGGAGUGACUGCAGUCCACCACCUCAGUCCUCCCAUGAAACGACCCCUUCACAGUAUCCAAUAGCUGUUAACGUCCCUCCUUCCUCUGUUUCUCCUCCAUCUACACAGCCCUCUGUCCCUGCAGUAACUGGAUCUCAGCUGGGCAAUAGUUCUAUCUCCUCUGGCUCAUCCAGUACUACUGGAAGUGUUCCUGCACCAGAGCAGCAGCCAUUUAAUAGUGCUGUUGCAUGUUCUCAGCCGGUGAAUUCAUCCAACCAUGCACCACAGAAUACAGCCACCCAGCCCCCACUCCCCACCAACCAAAGCCAAGCCCAGCAGCAGCCAGUGGAGUCAGAAGGGGCUGAGAUUCAGACAAAGACCGCUGGCAGAGAUGACAUCCAUGCCCUUGAGCAGAAGCUUCGGUCUCUUUUUAAAGACCAGAGCUCUGCCUCUUCAGCACUGGAUUCCAGUCAGAAUGCAGGGACCUCCUCUCCUCCCACUGGGACUUCUUCCCCUCCACCCGGACCUGCCCCUGUGCCCCCUUCUAAUCUUCCCCUCACCUCUGGGGCACAAAGUGUUCUGGGCCCGACAACCACUCCAGGGCAGAUUGUAACUGUGGCAGGACAUGCCCAGACUCCUCCAACGAAGCCCAGAGCACAGACUUUGCCUGGAGGUUUUGACCAAAUUUCUACAGCUUCAUCUGAUGUGCCCCCAUUUCCUGGACCAAAUCAGCAACCCCUGGAUAAUUUGGAUGCCCAGUUGAGAAGAGCUUUAAGUCCAGAGACGGUUCAGGAAGGCAAUGGUGUCAUUGUAGGACGUUUCCAAGUCUCUAUUGCUCCUGAUGGUGCAACCAGCAGUGCUCAAGAUCCAUCCAGUGUCGUUUCAUCCUCUUCCCAGACGCCGUCCUCAACGUCCUCUUCUUCUUCUUCCACCUCUUCCUCUCCCUCCAGUCCAGAAAAUACCUUUCACCGAUCAACUCCUCUGCCUAAAGGACUCAAUGAAGUUAAUGCUGUCGAUGGGGGCUCUUCUGUUUCUGAGGGUCAGCCCACCACUAUUGGGCGCUUCAUAGUGUCCACGAGCACCAGUGCGACAUCUGAGCCAACCGCUGCCACUGGCUCUAAAGUGGGACGAUUUUCAGUCACAGUGACCCCUGGUCCAGCAGCUAGCUCCAGUCCAACACAUGACUGCAGCGUGCAGAAUGGACCAUCAUCCUCAACUUCUGAUUCUCAUGUCACACAUCCACAUUAUAGUAGUGGGAAUGAUGAUGACUCGGAGACUGAUGAUGAAGCCUUGCAAAAAGAAAUCAGUCGUCUGAGGGAGAAACACAUGAUGGAAAUUCAGGCCUUGCAGGCUCGUCAGAAAGAGGAGAUAGAGGGCCUGUUCACUCGCAUGGGAAAAACUCCUCCUCCUUCUGUGCUCUCCCCUGCUGUGGCCAUGCCCGGAGGACGACGAAGGCUAAAAAGCAAAAGUCACAAAUCUGCUCGCAGUAGUGGACAGCCCAGCCCUGUACACUCAGCUCAGAGCCAAGGUUCAGAGUCCCCUCCAAAGCAAAGUUCAGCCUCAGUAACAGAGACCUCAGAAAUUGCAGCAGAGUCUGUAACACGGUCACAGCUCACAUCCUCUCCAUCCAUGCCAAGUCUCAGCAAUUGCUCCACAGGAUCAAGUGGGAUCAGCUCCACAAAUGGUUCAGGACACUUGCAGGCUGAGUGUUCUACCCUGUCCCAGGCCACUGGAACCCCUCCUGCUGGCUCUAACACCCAGAAGGGUAAGGGGACCUUCACUGACGACCUGCACCAACUGGUGGAUAACUGGGCCAGGGAUGCCAUCAGCCAAUCCCAGGGGAAGAGAGGCCCUAAAACUGGAGCACAGGGAGGGUUGGGACUUGAUAUCAUCCCUCCAGCCAACAUUGGCCGUAAAUUCUCAGCUCCAGGCUAUCUCGGCCCACCACAUUCCAACACCACAUCCACUCACCUCCCCAACCCAACCAAUCCCUCUGCUUCUUUGGGUCCUCGCAAAGGCUCCCUGGGUCCAGUUGCCCAGGGGUACGGAUAUACUUCAGUCUCGUACAGUGCUCCUCAGUGGGCAGGACCCACACCCACAUGCCAGAUGGUUAACCCGGGACAGCUACAAACACAGUACCAACCAUCUACAGCAACUCCAGUAUCUCUGCACCAAGGUUAUCAAGUGGGAACUACAUCAGCCCCCCAGAAAUCAGUCAACCCUGGAGGGUCCAACCUGAGGCCUACGUAACCCAGUCUGAGCCCUGAUUGAGGCUGAGAUGAAGGGCCACACAGGGCAGAGGGGACCAGACAGUUGUAGACUGAGAUCACAGCCUCUCUUUGUGGCUUACUGGCUAACUGGCUUGGUAUUGUGCAUUUUAUUUUUAACUUUUAUCAUUGUGUAUUUUUUUUUUUCUUUAAUAGCUGACCUGUGUCGUUCAAGUCCUCUCAGGCAGAACAAAGUCUGUCUGGCAAUUGGAGGGAAAGUGCAAUAGACACCCACAGCACAAAAAGUCUCACACUUAUCCUGCCAUUAGCUGUGGAAACGAGCUGUGACGUAUUGGCCCAAAGGCACAACGAACAGCAGCCAAAGAUGUUGCUGGAGAGCCGAUCUUUGAAGGGGAGAAGUUGGUGAGGGAUUGUGGUUCAUAUCCUUAUUUGUCUGGACUUUAAGCUGAGCUGGGACUUAAGAUUGUUCCAGUAGUCCACCACAGAAAUCUGUGUGCACACACACAGACUAUACAUCGAACUGGUUGGGAUUGGUUUGGAGGGUAGGUUAAGUGGUCUGUUAAGGAGGAGGAGAGAAUGUGAGUGUACAGAGAGUGGGAUAGUUGGUUUGUCCCUGAUGGAUAAGUACUGUGAAUGAUGCUUAGGAGAAGAAAGACUUGGAAAGUUAGGAGUGUGAUGGAGGGUAGCAGUAUGAAUACAUCCCAAUAAAAAUGCAAUAAUAGCAUAAUCGACAAACUGCCCCUUGUAACUGUGGCCUUAAUCUAAAAGAAACACAUUGGCUUUGUACAUAGACAUUUCUUCACUGGGUUAUGAUUCUAUGUUAAACAUAUUUAUGUCUCUGUGAAAGUCUGGUGUCGUGUGACUCGAGUUGUCUAUCAUACAGAUUUCUUAUACUGAUUUAUUCAUGCGAGUAGAUCUGCGAGAUAAUAACACGUGGUCCUGAUGUUGACCACCAUUCAGAGAAUUGAAGAGGUGAUGCUGCUGUAGAUCACAAUCUGAGUAUUAGGUGUUAGCAGGGUGACCCCCCCCCCCCCCCCUUUUUUUUUUUCUUUCGUUUUUUCGGUAAGGGACACAUUAAACCACUUCACUUAGUGCUUAGCUGUGAGAUAUGUGCAGUUCCUAAUCUGCUUAUCAUAUCAUACAAAGUAAGAGUUUUGUCAGGAUAGUAUUUGAGGAGGGUUUCAUACUCUUGAGGGGAGCGAGACCACUUCUUGAUCCAUUUUUCUUUUCUUAGAUGGUGCACAGUACAUGUAUAAACAGCUUGUUACUGAACUCAUACGUCCCAAGAUAUUUUUACCCAUAACAUCUAGCUGUGGCCUCUGAAAUCACAAGUGUCUGGGGUUCUCUCUUUCUGUGGUCUGUUUUUUGUAUGCGUAUAUUUAAUAAACAACAACGUUCUUUAUGGACUUGUAUUCAGCCAUCAGAUUUUGAUGUUGUUUCACUGUAAUUAUUAUUAAAGGUUGUUAAACAACAUGUAAAGGAAUAUUAAAAAAAAGUGCAAUUGCAGGGUUGUUAUUGGUAUCAUACUCACCAUGCAGGAAUAAUCCUGCAGUUUAUUAAGCUUGUCUCUUUAUGACUGCCCUGCCCCCCUCCUUUUUUUUGGCUUUUUUUUUCUUCUUUUUUCUUAUUGUAAAUAUAAUUGUGAGGUAAAUGCUUUCAGUUUGCUCUCACUAGAGUAUGUUCGUUGUGACCCAUUCUUAAUGCACAUGCACUCUAACCUGUAAACAUGAGGAACACUUUAGUGCCUUGCAUCCUCACUAAUGAGAAGUUCCAGAUCCAUCCAGUCCUGUAGCUGUGACUGUAUUACAGAAAACCAGUUUACUAAACCAGUAUACAGUUUAAACACCACCAGAUGCAGCCAGCUCAGAGCAUGCAAAACUGAGGUAGGUGCCGCAUGCAGGACAAAGAGCACACUUGGUAAAGUGGACAGUUUCUUUCCUCUCUACAGUUACCUUUGUGUUGGUUGUUCGAUCAGCUGUGUAUUUGUAUUUGGCACACGUGUACGCGGGUUUGGACGGUAUUUGCUUUUCCAGAUUUAUCAUUAAACCUUUUCAUAGAAGAACUUGUUUGGGCAGUGAGCGAGCUGCGCAAAGGUUUGAAAUUCUGUCGCGCUAACCCGACUUCUAUCUCACCACCUCACGAGUGCCAUGCUGUCAUCGUGAUUUUUGGUUUUUUUGCCUGCUUGUAGAUUGAAUGAAUAGUUGAACUUCUCUAGAGAAAAAAAUAAGUUACUGCAAUGCAGAAUAUGCAAUGUUCAAAGUUUUGUAGGGACUGAGGGGUAUUGGACACAUUUGCAUGCUGAUGAGGGUUGUUACAGAUUUCAAUGUUUUUGAUAUUGGAUUAUUUGUUUUGUUUUUUUUAUUAUUUGCCUUUUUAUGAGUGUUGAUCUGCUCAAUUGCUAUUCAUUAAUAUCACAGGCACAACUUCAGUAUGAGACUAUCAGCGUAUGAGUUCUGCAUGCCGACUUUACUGGUGUUUAAUCUUACAAAUGGCAGCCAGUGCACCACUGUACAGCACAACCUCCCCACAAGAAGUUAACAUCCAUAUGCUACUCUGCUAUAUCAGUAAUUAUCACAGAUCUCUACAGUACUGUUUGAGCCUACUGACACGCAGUUAUACUCUUAUUUCUGAUCCCUCCUUACUGACUUCCUGUGAUCCAGUGUCUGUUUUGUGUAUGUUUUUCACAUUGUACAAAACUUAAAAAAAAUAAAAGAAAUCAGGUAAAA